AUUUCUUUCCUCCCUUUCUCACUACUCUUUUUUGACUUUCUUCAUCUUAGCCCAGCUAUCCUGGGCCAGGCUUCGAGACACUUCGCUCACAACUCCCACACGGGGCCAUCGUGAUGAACGCCGAGCAGACCGUCGUGCCCCCGGGCGGCCAACAUUACAGCGCCCAGAACCGUGUGCCCAACAUCCAAGAAUUCGUUCAGUCGCUCGACCGCCAAAAGAAGGAGCGCGACGCUGCCAUUGACGAGCAGUUGAAGCAGAACAAGGUCCCGGCAGAGGCCAAAGAUCAAACCAACGCGCCCGAUCCUAAGCACAAGACCACUCGCAAAGUCCGAGAUCCUGUCACAGGAAAGGACGUGGACAUCCAAGAUGCCGACACUGACUUUGCAGAGGCCGUGGACAACCCUAAGUUGUCCAUCCCGAACACCAAUCUAGGAAAGCCAGCCACGACCGCGACCUCAUCGAAGCAAUCUGGUGAAGAAUACCGCUACGCUCAAGAUGUCACGGCUCCACCAGAAGCUGAAAAGAGCUCCACGUCGGACGUCCCCAUCCGUAGCGAAAAGACGUCGGUCCUCUUCUACAAGACGCCUUCGGUCAGCUACGAACCCAUGUUCGGAAUCCUCGAGCAGCGGGCCAAUGUGCUCUGCGCCGGAAUCUUCUUCGGAAUCGUCUUCUUGGGCAAAAUGUUUGGCGGUCGGCUGUUGGGACUUGUACCCUUGGCCUUAUGCGUUGCUUCUGGCGUCUUUCUUUGGGCCAAGGACUUGAUUCGCCAGGGCAGAGACUUGGAGUGGGCAAGCGAACAGGAGCGCGGUGAGACGGCGACGGCGAACCUGAUUCCGGAGUCCGUCGAGUGGAUGAACACGAUGCUGGGCAUUGUCUGGGGUCUUGUCAACCCAGAGAUGUUUGCUGGCGUCGCUGAUACUCUCGAGGAUGUCAUGGCCGCAUCAGUCCCUGGUAUCAUCGACAAUGUUCGUGUGGCAGACAUCUCUCAGGGCAACAACCCUAUCCGAAUUCUCAACAUGCGAGCCUUACCCGACUCCCAUGUCCAAGACAUCAAGGACGAACUGCAUCAACAAAACGAGAAGAAUACCGACCCGGAGGAGCUAGCGGCUAAUGAGCAGGCUGGCUCCUUCUACAACAUGGAAGUCUCGAUCGCGUACCAUGCCAAGCCGUCCGGUGGGGAUAUUGCCUCAAAGGCACGCAAUAUGGGGAUGCAGCUCGUGUUUUAUCUCGGCAUCAAGGGACUCUUCGGUGUACCCUUGCCCAUCUGGGUUGAAUUGAUUGGCCUCGUUGCUACCGCUCGAGUUCGCAUCCAGUUGACUCCCGACCCGCCAUUUCUUAAGACCUUGACCUUCACUCUGAUGGGACUUCCCAAAGUCCAGGCUGGGUGCACUCCAAUGAUAGAAAAAGGCGUCAACAUCCUCAACCUCCCUCUGAUCUCGAACUUUGUGAACUGGGCUAUUGGCGCUGCCGCAUCCAUGUACGUGGCUCCCAAGAGCAUGACUCUAGACUUGAGCAAGAUGCUCCAAGGUGACGACAUCAAGAAGGAGACACUCGCGCUGGGCGUCCUCUUCAUUCGAAUCCACAAAGCCAUCGAUCUCAGCAAGCAGGAUCAGCGUGGUAGCAAGGGCGGAGGCUCAGAUCCGUACAUUACCAUCAGUUGGAGCAAAUUUUCCAAGCCCCAGUUCUGUACUCGGGUUAUCCAAGACGACCUCAACCCGGUUUUCGAGGAAAGCUGCGGACUUCUUGUCACUAGUGACCUCCUCAAGGCGGAUGAACAAUUGUCUGUUGAACUCUGGGACAGCGAUCGCUCGUCUGCCGAUGAUGUUGUCGGCAAGGUCGAACUCAGCAUCCAGAAGCUGAUCCAGCACCCUGGAAAGAUGUUUCCUCAGGUCUCAAAAUUGAGGGGUGUCAAGGCAGAAAGUGAGAUGCCGGGUGAGCUUCACUGGGAGGUGGGCUUCUUCGGCAAGACGCAAUUCCGCAAAGCCCUACGCACCGACGGAAGGGAUCUCAAUCUACCCAAGGAGCUCAGCGAUAAGCCCGAGCUCCAGGAAGAGAAAGGCGCUAUCGAUACAAAGGAGGAAGAUGAUGUCAUCCACACUCCUCCUGACCCAUUGUGGCCCUCUGGAAUCCUCAGUGUUGUUGUCCAUCAGAUUGUUGGCCUUGAGCUGGCUAAUAUCAAGGGGUCGGAUGGCAAGAGAAAGGGCAAGGAGUACGAGCCGGCUCGACCUGAAGCUGGUCCGGUAAAGGAGGAACAGAGCAAGACGCUUCCAAGCUCCUAUUGCACCAUUUUGGUCAACGAUGACUUGGUUUACAAGACCAGAACCAAGGUUGUGUCUUCUCAACCAAUUUUCAAUGCGGGAACCGAGAAAUUCGUUCGAGAUUGGAGGUCUUGCAUCGUCACUGUUGCUGUCCGUGAUUCUCGGAACCGACAGCACGACCCUAUUAUCGGCGUGGUGCCUCUCAGACUUGGAGAUAUCCUGCAAACCAGCAGCGAGUCUACUCGCUGGUAUCCUCUCGAUGGAGGUAUUGGAUUUGGACGAAUCCGUAUCUCUGUGCUCUUCCGCUCCGUCGAGCUCAGGCUUCCACCUCCUCAGCUCGGCUGGGAUAUCGGCACUUUCGAAUUCCUACCCGAUGCUAUCACCACCACCAACUAUGCGCCAUCGGAGAAAGUCAGGCUUCGAUUGCGCACCGGGGGUUCUUCUGCGAACAUGAAGAAAAAUGCUUCUGUCCGCGAGGGCGAUGGAAUCAAAUUCGAUAUCAGCGGUCACGAGGAUGGUGGACAACUUCGUCUUCCUGUUCGCCACCGUUACAGCUCGCCAAUCUUCUUCGAAUUCUAUCCAUCUGGCAAGCGUAGCCCUGAUGCCUUCGCCGCACUGUGGCUGCUGGAGUUGGUUGAUGGAGAGGAAAGGGAAUUUGACAUUCCGGUAUGGAAGUGCAACAACGCCUUGCGUCUUUCCCAAAACUACAUCACGCAGGAGAACUUCCACUCCAUCCCCGAUUUGGACAUAACAGAGAUUGGUCGCGUCCGAUUCCGGGGCAGGUUCUCUGCCGGGACGGACACUGAUCACAUCAAGUUCGUUAGCUCCAAUGACACCCGCGAAACAAUCGAGGCAUGGGAGGCUUGCUACUCCGAAGGGGUACGCCAGCAGGAAGUCAACGCCGAGGUUCCUGCAGUAAUUCAGAAGCUCCACGAUGAGUCGUUGACUCAAGGCCGCGAUGUUCUCGCUCAGGCGGACAAGAAAGAGAAGGACAGGUGGUUGGCGAAGGAUGGUACCGAUUGGAGUGGAGCUUUCGGACAGGAUCCAUCUACGAUUAUGGCCAAGCGAGACGGCGCUCCCAAUGACAGUGAGGAGUACGAUGAUUUUGACGACGACAACGAUGAUGAUGACGACCCGGACCUCGGAAUUCAGGAUGGUGAUACUGAUCCAUCAAUUCCAUCCGAGGACGGCCGCACAUCCAUUGACAGUCAAGCAACCGGCACCACGAGCGGGUCACAGAAGAGCAGUGGUGGCAGCAGCCUGAACCCGAUCAAGAAGUACAAAGAUUACAAAGAACGCAGCCGGGAUCUGCAUCGAAAGCACCGUGGUUUGAUGCAGUGGCGCCCGCUGCGGAAUGCACAGUUCGCCAAAGACGAGGCCAUGUUCGCGGUUCGCAAGGUGAAGAACCUUGGAGCGCUCGAUGGACGGAAGCCGGAUGUUGAAACGGAGGCAUAAAAUGGGUGAUGGGUUUCUUUUGUUUGGGCUUCGGGUUUGGUUGUGGCUUGGGGGUUCAAGGAGGGGUUCGAGAUUGACGAAUGACGCAGAAGCAAUACCUAUGAAUAGUUAUGUUUUGUAUGAUUACGAGUUUCUCUGACCCCAAUUCCCGUAUCAGCCAUUUAGUGUUC
Messenger RNA from Ilyonectria robusta, 3883 nucleotides. RefSeq lists its product as uncharacterized. The record is from RefSeq and is a predicted model, not a curated record. Lineage: Eukaryota; Fungi; Ascomycota; Sordariomycetes; Hypocreales; Nectriaceae. Gene Ontology annotation, molecular function: lipid binding. The transcript is spliced from 3 exons. Bases 114 to 3713 code for a protein of 1199 amino acids.